This is a messenger RNA of Perca fluviatilis (European perch), 7244 nucleotides long. RefSeq names its product ubiquitin-protein ligase E3A-like. Gene Ontology annotation, biological process: ubiquitin-dependent protein catabolic process; protein polyubiquitination. Lineage: Eukaryota; Metazoa; Chordata; Actinopteri; Perciformes; Percidae. Gene Ontology annotation, molecular function: ubiquitin protein ligase activity. Bases 234 to 2924 code for a protein of 896 amino acids. The transcript is spliced from 11 exons. The record is from RefSeq and is a predicted model, not a curated record.
GCAGUGCAUUGUGGGACGUGGGUUGAUGGUGAAGUCAAGAUGGCUGUGAACCUCAAGCAGAGGAAGGAGCCUGCUGUAGAAAGGCCGUGAAUGAAGUUUUGAAUAACAAAUUCUUCGUCGCUGCCUGUUUAGACUUAAACCGUCGUGCUGUUGAAGUUGUAGUCAACCUGUGGAGGACUUGAUACAUUCACAGACAGCAACAAAAUCUCAAACAACUGAGGAUAAAGUCUCGUAUGAAUUCCGACGAGAAGGAGGACUGUGAGUGUGCGCCACCACAGGCCGAGACUAGCCCCACAGGAGGACCAUAUAGAGAAUACGAGGAGCCUGAAAUAGAAAACCCAGAAGCAAGCCGAAUGAAGCGAGCAGCUGCCAAACAUCUAAUAGAGCGCUAUUACCACCAGUUAACUGAGGGCUGUGGGAAUGAGUCGUGCUCCAACUCCUGGUGUGCCUCAUCAGUCGGCUUCAACCGCAUGGAUAACAACGCAGCGGCGGUCAAAGCCUUGGAGCUCUACAAGGUCAACGCUAAGCUAUGUGACCCCCACCCCUCAAAGAAAGGCACUGCCUCAAACUACCUAGAGAGCAGUGCUCACAGCAACUCAGACUGCGGCAACAGGAAGUUGAACCAUAAAGAUGUCCACUCUGUACGGGACAAUUUCAAAGAUGUAAAUUACCUGACAGAGGAGAAAGUGUAUGAGAUCUUGGACAUCUGUGGAGAGAAAGAAGAUUACUCGCCUCUGAUCAGGGUAAUAGGUAGGGUGUUCUCCAGUGCUGAGGGCCUGGUGCAGAGCUUCCGGAGGUCCAAAUCUCACACUAAGGAGGAGCUCAAGUCCCUCCAAGGUAAGGAUGAGGACAAGGAUGAGGAUGAGAAGGAGGCUGCUGCCUGUUCCGCUACAGCUAUGGAGGAGGACUCCCCUGCCUCCUCUUCAUCAUCAAGGCUCGGAGAGGGCUCCUCAGGGGAAAAUGAUGUCCAAAAGCUGUCCCCUGAUGAGGUGUCGGUGGACAUUGAAGCAGUGCGGCGGGUCUACGAGCGCCUGCUCUCCAAUGAGAAGAUAGAAGCCGCCUUCCUGAAUGCGCUGGUCUACCUCUCACCCAACGUAGAGUGUGAUCUGACAUACCACAAUGUGUACUCACGAGACCCAAACUACCUGAACCUGUUUGUUAUAGUGAUGGAAAACAGCAACCUCCACAGCCCAGAGUACCUGGAGAUCGCCCUCCCGCAGUUCUGCAAGGCCAUGAGCAAACUCCCACUGGCAGCUCAGGCCAAGUUGGCAAGCUUGUGGUCACACUACAGCGCAGGGCAGAUUCGGCGCAUGGUAGAGACCUUCCAGCAGCUCAUUACCUACAAGGUGAUCAGUAACGAGUUCAACAGCCGCAACCUGGUCAACGAUGAUGACGCAGUAGUGGCGGCCACCAAGUGCUUGAAGAUCGUCUACUAUGCAAACGUGCUGGGCGGCGACCUAGAUGUAGAGCACAACGAGGAUGAGGACGAGGAGCCCAUCCCAGAGUCUAGUGAACUUACCCUGCAGGAGUUGCUGGGCGAGGAACGGCGGAACAAGAAGGGCCCUCGGGUGGACCCGGUGGAGACGGAGUUAGGGAUCCGCACAAACGAUUGCAGACGGCCACUCAUUGUCUUUGAGGAGUUUGUCAAUGAGCCUCUAAACGAGGUGCUGGAGAUGGACAAGGACUACACUUUCUUUAAGGUUGAAACUGAAAACAAGUUCUCCUUUAUGACCUGCCCCUUCAUCCUGAAUCCCGUCACCAAGAACCUGGGCCUUUACUACGACAACCGCAUCCGCAUGUACAGUGAGCGGCGUAUAACUGUGCUCUACAGUUUGGUGCAAGGUCAGCAGCUCAAUCCCUACCUGAGGCUCAAAGUGCGGCGAGACCACAUCAUUGACGACGCUCUGGUCAGGCUUGAAAUGAUAGCAAUGGAGAAUCCUGCAGACUUGAAGAAGCAGCUGUAUGUGGAGUUUGAAGGAGAGCAAGGUGUUGAUGAAGGAGGCGUUUCCAAAGAGUUCUUCCAGCUGGUGGUGGAGGAGAUCUUUAAUCCAGAUAUUGGCAUGUUCACAUACGACGAGCGCACCAAACUGUUUUGGUUCAACUCGUCAUCACUCGAAAAUGAGGGCCAGUACACUCUGAUUGGCAUCGUUCUUGGUCUGGCCAUCUAUAACAACUGUAUUCUGGAUGUCCACUUUCCUAUGGUGGUCUACAGGAAGCUGAUGGGCAAGAAAGGAACUUUCAGGGACUUGGCUGAUGCCAACCCGGUUCUAUACCAGAGUCUGAAGGAGCUGCUGGAGUAUGAGGGCAGCGUGGAGGAGGACAUGAUGAUCACUUUCCAGAUUUCCCAGACAGACCUGUUUGGGAACCCACUCAUGUAUGAUUUAAGGGAAAAUGGGGACAAGAUUCCAGUCACAAAUGAAAACAGAAAGGAGUUUGUGGCUCAGUAUGCAGAAUACAUGCUGAACAAAAGUGUGGAGAAGCAGUUCAAAGCUUUCAGGAGAGGCUUCCACAUGGUCACCAACGAGUCUCCACUCAAAUACCUGUUCAGACCAGAGGAAAUCGAGCUCCUGAUCUGUGGAAGCAGGAACCUGGACUUCCUAGCACUUGAAGAAACAACAGAGUAUGAUGGAGGUUACAACAGAGAUUCUCGAAUCAUCAAGGAGUUUUGGGAAACGUUGCAUUCGUUUGGUGAGGAGCAGAAGCGUUUCUUCCUGCAGUUCACCACCGGCACUGACAGAGCACCUGUGGGUGGGCUGGGCAAGCUGAAGAUGAUCAUUGCCAAGAAUGGCCCUGACACUGACAGGUUACCGACGUCUCACACUUGCUUUAAUGUGCUGCUGCUGCCAGAGUACAGUAGCAAGGAGAAGCUGAGGGAGAGACUGCUGAAAGCCAUCACCUAUGCCAAAGGGUUUGGCAUGCUCUGAGCCCCUGCUCCAAACACACAGCAAAACGGACUCCUUCUCAGAAAGCCCAUCAAACCCUGCUCUGCCCUUCCUUUAUCAAAAGGUGACAAAAGACAGACCAGAGUAUGUUUUGAGGAAAAGCAAGUCAAUAAUGAAAGAGGAGAAAUGGUUCCAAUAGAGCGCUCCAGUAGUUCUUCUACUGUGCCUGCAUCAUCCCACAUCAGUCAGUGUAAGCACAGAGACCUCCUGAUCAAAAUACCCACCCCCACAUCCACAUUAUGUGAAUGUGCAGCAGCCUCCCUUUUUUUUUUUUUUUUUUUUUCUUUGUACAGAGAGAAUCAUUUCCUUAUUAUUUAUUUUAAGGUUAAAAUGGGUUAUUUUUCAUGCCUGCCUGUUGUGAUAGCUUCCUUACUUGGGAAAGGGGAAGGGUUAUUAUUAAACUGUAAAUUUGGGACGAUGCAUUAACAAGUCAAUAUCAACCCCAUUGAAGAAAAAAAAAAAAAUGUGUUAAAGUAGACCUGACCUUGUUCAUAGACAAUUGACAGAGAUAAUCUAGUUUUAGACUAGUCUUUACUACAAAAUAUUGUAUUCCCAACAGAAGAAAGAGCUCUCGCUGACCAUUCCACUCACAGCCAUCGGCUAUUGAUUCUAUCUAGUCCAAAAUGGCACAUUAUGAAAUAGCUGUUUUUAUUUUUUGGCCUUUUUUCCUGGGGGGGGGGAACACACCGCAGGUUAGACUAAAAUCUUGUCAGAGCUGUGUAAGUGCACUUAGACAUUUUCAGAAUGUUUGUUUUUUUGGCUACAGGUUGCCAUGAUUGUUUGAAGCAUUUUAUUUCCAUGUCUUCCUGUGUUGACAAUUCUAAAUAAAAACAGUAUUUAUACAUCAGUGCGGUUGGAACUACGAUACCGUAUUCUGCACGUUUUGGAGGAUGUACACAUGUAGACCGGUCACUGAUGAUGUUCUCAGAUCCAGGCAUAGAACUCUUCUUGUGCCAACCUAGUCUCACACUGCAGAGUCUCUGUUCAAUAUAACUUCAAUUUAUCUGGAACUCCACAUGUAGAGUCAAGAAAACAGUGUGUACUGGCAAAGCUUUGGUAGCUUGUGAUCUUAAGUCCAUUUGGCCUUAGUCUCAAGGUUGUGGUUACAACUGUCAUUUUAAUGCAUCAUGAAUCUUCUGACAACACGACAAAUGACCUGACAGGCCGACGUGUUUGUAUUCACAUUGCCAUGCCAGAUGGAUGGCACUGUGAUCGGACACUGGGCAAGUGAGGUCAGUAGUCUAAGCACAAUCUGAACAAACUAAUUGUUGUGUAAAGCUGCAAUCCAGGGUCAGUCAAUCCUGUAGCCACUGAGUCUCAGAUAAGCCCCUGAUAUGUUCCUAUCAGUCCUUCCUUUGCUGUUAGACCCACAAUGGAAAAUAAUAUCAGUGUAAGUGUAUGGUUUGAUCUGAUCUCUCACUGAUAUAUGCUUAUGAGAGAUGGGAAAACAUUUAAAGAAAAUAUUAAAUUUUGUGAAAUGUGCUUGUUCGGCAUGUUAUCCACCAUUAAGUAGGGGAUGAAUUUAAAUGUCAUCUCGUUUGCAUCCAGUUGAACGUAUCUUAAAGAUUGUAAGCAGGCAAAAAACAGUUAACCUAGUUCUGUAGAACAAAAAUCCACAUUCUAUAGCUGUCACAUUGUAUCUUUUAGUAUAACAUUAUGUAGCAAGGCUAGGCUAACUGUGAUCCCCUGCUCCCAGUCUUUGUUCAAAGCUAGGAUAAACAUGUCCUGGACCUAUGUACUGCUGUACUGAAUGCACAGAGAUGACAUUGAUAUUCUCUGACUCUGGGGGAGACUGUACUGUGUGGACACAUCACUGUGAUCAGAUUUACGUAUAUUUGGAUUUGUCACAUUCAAUGAGAGUGAAAACAGCUGUAACCACGGUCUUUUUUUCUGUUCAACAUUAAUUGGAAUAUCAACUGUGAAAUCAUCCUCCCACAGAUCAGGCCAAUUGUUUGAUAGUUCUGUUUUUGUCCAGUUGAAUACCUGUAAAGAACUUGAGUAAUGUCUGCAUGGUGUUCUUGCACACAGACUAUACUGACACUGUCGAUAGAGUACAUAAGGGAAAAGCAUCGUCAGCCACCCGAACGGGUUUAAACGGUACAGUUUAACCAAAUCAAACCACUUAUUUGAAAAUAAAAUGGACUCCCCUGAAAUAUAAAUUUUAGCAGUUUGUUGCGUUUUGCUCACCCAGUAACUAUGGUAAGUAUGGUAGGUCACUGUGCAUGUCCUUUUUAAAGGUGUUUAUACAUGUAUACCCACAUACAUUACAGCCAAUCCUUUUGCAAACCUUUGACAUUUAAAUUAUUUCUACCAUUCCGUGCAUCCAGUAAAAUAUGAAGAUCAAUUAGAGUUUUGAGAAGAGUAAACAUCGAGUCUGCAAUACUUUUUGUUCAAGUUAAUCAUUCUAGGGCAGUGCAGUUUAUCAUUCACAAGCCAGACUUUAAUUAAGACUGACAACACAGAUUUCAUGUUCAUUUUGAUAGAGUACACAACUCGUGCACAUUUCAAGAGUCUGCUUAUAGAGUUUCAUAUUGGGUGGAAAUGAAUGUAAGUAAUGGAGUGAAAAAUACAUCCUAAAAACUCAAACUAUAGCAUACAUUUGAACAUGGGAAUCAAAAAUGUAAAGUAUACACUAAAACAUGACUAAAAAUUUUAUAAAAUAAAUGUACCUUUUUGUUUUACUUCCAAAUAAGUGGUUGAGAUGAUUUGGGAAAAAUAUGCCCUGCAGACUGCUGUAAAGCUGUCUUAACAGUGUCCCCCCAGCUUUAGAUUUGCUAUUAAAUCGUAUAGCAUUUAUAUUAAAGUCCACUUACUAACCUUUCAACCACAUCUCAUAGUCCUCAUCAGUAAAUGAAGCUGGCUCAGGUGGACAUCACUUGACCUACAUAUGGAUCUUCAAUUACGGGAUACCAAGUUGUCUUACAUGGGAGGGAGAUGGUAACCCCUGUCUCUGUUCCAAGAUGGUUUUUGGUGUAGAAUGUGAAUGUCCUCCAUGAUCUUUAUCUAACUAUUUCGGUUUUAAUGUCAAGGACCUUUAAGAGACUGAAUGAACACCAGAAACGGGCAACAUCAACUGUCUGCGAACAGACCAAAACCAUUCACAGCAUCCACUGGGAAGAGGUCCAAGGUCUUGGACCAGGAGUCACUGGACAGCUGGAGAAAGACAUUCACAUCUGACACCACAGACCAUAUUUGAACAGAGACAGAGCUUACCAUCUCUGCCCAUAUAAGACCACCUGUUAUCAUGCAACCAAAGUUAUUUUCUCUGGUCACAUCACUACACCUUAGCCAGCUUGAUAACAACUGAGCAAACUACAUCCAUUGAUGAAAACCAAGAGAUGUGGUUGAAAGCUCCUGGAAACUAUUGAUUGGAGAGUAAAGAUUUUUUUGUUGAGCCAGAUUAUUAUUAUGUCUUUCAUUUAAAAAACAGUUUUGGUAUAUUCAAAGGACUACAACUUUGUUGCUGAUGGUCAUUGACAAGUUGUUCAGAGCAGAGUGGUGUUCUGUGUGUUGUCCUGGGCUAUUCAGUAGUGGUUGUUGGUAUGUAUUGUCUUUGGAGAUUGAAUCUGUGACUUCUCACGCUGUCUAACUAUGAGGUUCCUGCUGUGCUGGUGAUGUGUCUUUAAAAGGACCGUCUUCUUUUUUUCUUUUUUUUUCUUUAAACACUGCACAAUUUGUGAGCGCGAUGGUGCCCACAACAUACCACUAAACCACAGUGCUGAGACCACAGCAGUACACAACAACCCUGAGCCAUUCCGUCUGUUCCAUUGCUCUUACUUUCUCAUUGGACCUGGGCAAAAUGUUGUUGGAGAAUACUUUUCAUUGCUUGUUUUUAGCCUUUAUUGAAGUUACUUUGGACAGUACAUGGAGUCUCUGGAAAUGUGGACAAACCGUGAACUGGGUUGGAAAGUCACAACAGUAUACUGUAUGUUUGUGCGAUUAACGACUUAGCUGGCAUUGUUAUACUGCAGUAACCUCGAUCAUGUGAAACUGUGUAUGUUAAAACAAAGGUUAAGGAUUACUUACAACUGUUUUGAGCCCAGGUCUGGUUUUAGCUGUUUAACGUUACUUUGUACCUCCGUUUUGUAAUGCUGAAGAUGCUUACAUGGACAUGUGAAAGGGCUCUAAAGGCUUGUAAAGGUAAAAGGUGAAAGGUCAACCUGAUUUUGGAAAGGGAAGCAGUUUUCAUUCAUUGGUUUGACUUAACAGUUCCAUUCUAAAAGAUACAAACUGAUGAAAGGCAACAAGUAUUCAGUGCUGUGAAAACAUGCUAAAUAAAGAUGACAGCUUUUUUCCAACUUG